AUCAGUCUCCACACGGACGCGAUGUCGGACGAGGGGAAGCUGCUGCAGUGCCCCCUGUGCAAGUGGGUGCUCAUCAGCCACGCGGCGUUGCAGGACCACAUGAAGAAGCACGGGCGGCAGACCGAGGUGGAGUACUUUCAGUGCGGGUGGUGCUCUUAUAGCACCUACUGCCGGCGCACGCUCAGCAACCACGAGAGGAUCCACACGGGCGAGAAGCCCUACAAGUGCGCCGUGUGCGACAAGGCCUUCACCGAGAUGGGACCGCUCAACAAGCACAAGCGGACGCACACGGGCGAGAAGCCCUACAAGUGCGCUACGUGCGGCAAGGUUUUCGCGCACUCGGGCACCCUCAAAACGCACGAGAAGUCGCACACCUCCGAGAAGACCUACAAGUGCCCCGUGUGCACCAAGGUGUUCGCCAGCCCGGAGAGCGUUCAGAGCCACCGGGCGGUGCACAACGGCAAGAAGCCGUUCGAGUGCGACGCGUGCGGCAAGGCGUACGCCAACCUGGGGUUCCUUGAGCGCCACGAGGCGACGCACGCCGAGGAGAGGCCGUACGUGUGCACGGUGUGCGACAAGUCGUUCACGCACGCCAAGGACCUGCGCAGCCACCAGAGGGUUCACCUGCGCAAGAGGAAAGGCUACAAGUGCAAGCGAUGCGAGAGGUCGUACACCAGGCUGGGCGCCCUCCGUACGCACGAGAAGACGCACGCCGACGACGCGCCGCACGCUUGCUCCGAGUGCGGCGAGGCGUUCACGGAGCUGGACAGCCUGCAUCGGCACGAGAUGACUCACAAGGAGCAGAAGCCACUGCUGUGUUCAGAGUGCGGCGAGGCGUUCACGGAGCUGGAGAGCCUGCGUCGGCACGAGAGGUCUCACAAAGACAAGGAGCAGAAGCCACUGCUGUGUUCAGAGUGCGGUGAGGCGUUCACGGAGCUGGACAACCUGCUUCAGCAUGAAAGAACUCACAAGGAGCAGAAGCCACUGCUGUGUUCAGAGUGCGGCGAGGCGUUCACGGAGCUGGACAGCCUGCGUCAGCACGAGAGGACUCACAAAGAGCAGAAGCCACUGCUGUGUUCAGAGUGUGGCGAGGAGUUCACUGAGUUGGACAGCCUGCGUCAACACGAGAGGUCCCACAAGGAGCAGAAAGCAACGUCAUCAAACAGGCAGCAGCAGGAGGACAGUGACAUGGGUACAAACCCGCGUGGUCUGGAAAUUUCCUAGAUGUUCCUCACGCUUGGUUUGAGAUAAGGAGUGGGGAUUAUGGUCAAAUGAUACAUCUGUAGC
Molecule: messenger RNA, 1287 nt
Organism: Lethenteron reissneri (Far Eastern brook lamprey)
Lineage: Eukaryota; Metazoa; Chordata; Hyperoartia; Petromyzontiformes; Petromyzontidae
Product: zinc finger protein 135-like
Biological process (GO): regulation of transcription by RNA polymerase II
Cellular component (GO): nucleus
Molecular function (GO): RNA polymerase II cis-regulatory region sequence-specific DNA binding; DNA-binding transcription activator activity, RNA polymerase II-specific
Source: RefSeq, a predicted model, not a curated record